Molecule: messenger RNA, 2292 nt
Organism: Pestalotiopsis fici W106-1
Lineage: Eukaryota; Fungi; Ascomycota; Sordariomycetes; Amphisphaeriales; Sporocadaceae
Exons: 1
Coding region: 1-2292 (763 amino acids)
Biological process (GO): proteolysis
Molecular function (GO): serine-type peptidase activity
Source: RefSeq, a predicted model, not a curated record
AUGAAGACAUCAACCGUUCUGGGCACUUCAGUGCUUGCCCUGGCCGCCCGAGUGCCGGGAGCCUCUGCGCAGAACAGCACCACCAGCGCCGUCCCGACCACUGUCACUGCUACCGCGACCACGGCAGCAUGUGCUCUCGUGAGCUCCGCCUGGGCCGCCCAGUCCGCCGCCACGGCCACACCGACUAUAGAGGCUUCCGUUGCCUAUGACUGUCUCAACAGUGUGCCGCUCGCCAAGGACGCCGCCAUCAAGUUCAUCGACGAGAUCGUUCCUUAUCUCGAGUGGCAGUCGGACACGGCCUUCAAGAAGAACCCGCCCGAGGACUACUUCUACCCUGGCUAUGACUUCUGGGAGGCGCUAUACGAAAUCAGAGAUGCUCUCGAGGCAGACUCGUACACCAACGAGUACUCGUGGCAGGCCGACUUGUACAAGAAUGUCUUUGGCCCGGGCCACGACGGUCACUUUGUCAUCUACACGGAUCUGCUGACUGCCGCCAUCGAAUGGGGCCGGCGGUUGGCUCUGGUCUCCAUCAGCGAGGACGGCAGCUCCUUGCCAGUCAUUAAAGUAUAUAGCGAUGUCAUCUCUUCUCCAGACACGGCCUCGGUGGUCACACUCAUUAACGGCCUUGACGCCGUCACUUAUCUCAGCGACUGGAUCUUCCAGGCUUCUAGUAACCAAGAUGCCGAUUCAGCAUACAACUCCAUGUUCUGGUCCAAGGCUUACAACCAGAGUGGCGUUGAGGGUUACUUCAAGUCUGGUGGUCGUGUUCGCUACAUUUACCCCGAGGCUGAAACCACACUCACUUUUGAAAACGGCACAGAAAUCACCAUCUCCAACAUUGGCCGCAUAAAGGGCAACUGGGCCGGUGUCACUGAUGGGCCUUCAUUCUUUACACGAUUCGUCUCGGGUGCCAUUGGAGUUACCACGAGCACUGCCACGUCUUCGGCAGCAACCACUACUACUACUUCCACGGUCAUUGCCACCACUACUACCACCACCACCGCCUCGGCUACUGCUACUGCUGAGCCUGAUGGUGCCGCCUUGCCUGGCUAUCCCGGCGAUCCCGUCGUCGUCUCUUCCGAUUCCAUCGUCUCGGGCUAUUUCCUCGACGGCGAAGGCUUUGAAGAUGUCGGAGUUCUGGUCAUGACCUCGUUCUCCCCAGAGGACCCGGCAGAAUUCCAGGAAAAGGUCCAGGACUUUUUCGCAGCCGCCGUCGAUGCUGGUAUCAAGAAGCUCGUCCUCGAUGUCCAGACCAACGGCGGAGGCUACAUCUUCCAGGGCUACGACACGUUCCGCCAGCUGUUCCCGGACAUUGUGCAGAACGGUACCGGCCGCUGGAGGCACUCGGACGGUUUCACCGCCGUAGCCGACGUCUUCUCCGCCGCCUGCGAGGGCUAUGACCCCAACACGGCCUCUGAGGACCUCAUCUUCACCUGCGAAUCCGUCUUCAACUGGCGUUACGACAUUGACGUCAAUGACGAAAACUUCAAGUCCUUUGACGACAAGUUUGGCCCGCUGACAUACAAUGGCGACAACUACACCGACGUCAUGCAGUGGAACUUUAGCAACCCGCUCGACACCAGCAACACCACCUAUGGUAUUGGUUACGACGUCACCGGCUACGGCAGCCGCACCAACUUCACCCGCCCCUUUGGUGGCCCCGAGAACAUUGUCAUCCUACUUGAUGGUUACUGUGCCUCGACCUGUACCCUGUUCUCCCAGUUCCUGAAGUGGGAUGCUGGCGUCAAGUCCAUUGCCAUGGGUGGACGUCCCGUUGAGGGCGCCAUCCAGGGCGUCGGAGGUGUCAAGGGUUCGCAGUCUUACUCGUACUCCUCCAUCUACUCGCAGAUCGACUUGGCUCGCGGCCAAACCAAUGACACGGACAUCCUGGCCGAGUUUGACCGGUACCAGGAGUAUCCUCUACAGCGUGGCUCGGCCUUUAGCUUGAACGUCAAGGACGAGAUCCUCCCCCAGAACCUUGACGACGGCACGCCGGCACAGUACAUUGCCGAGUACGCCGACUGCCGCCUGUACUGGACCGCCGACAUGCACACCAACAUCACCAACCUGUGGAAGGCUGCCGCCGCCGCCGCCUUCAACGGCGCCCCCUGCGCCUACGGUGGCUUCAACACGAGCGACACGGACCGGACCAGCUCGUACCAGACUCGUCCCAGCUUCACGAUCCCCUCGAUCGUGCACUCGGUCCUGCCCGUGGUCGAGAGUCUCUUGCCCAUCAAGCUCAAGGCCCACGAAUUCAUUUUGUCGCAGCAACACAUGGUUGUUAUUGAUUAA